AUGCCCGUCGCGCCGAACGGUCAGACGCUGAUGCUUCACAACACGAUGGCCAGGAGGAAGGAACCGUUCUCGCCCCGCGACUCCACCGGGAAGAAGGUGAACAUGUACGUGUGCGGGGUGACCGUGUACGACUACUCGCACAUCGGGCACGCGCGGGUCUACGUUGCCUUCGACGUCCUCUACCGGCAGCUGACCCGCAUGGGGUACGACGUCACCUACUGCCGCAACUUUACCGACGUAGACGACAAGAUCAUCAAGCGUGCAAACGAAAACGGUGAGGAAUGCGACGCCCUCGUCGACCGUUUCAUCGCCGCAUUCCACGAGGAUAUCGACGCGCUGGGAUGUUUGAGACCCACGAUCGAGCCCAGGGCGACGGACCACAUCAAGGACAUCGUCACCAUGUGCGAGCGUCUCAUUGAGAAGGGUUACGCCUACCCGGCGGAUGGUGACGUUUACUUCAGCGUGGACGCUUUACCCGAGUAUGGAUCCUUGAGCGGACGUAAGCAGGAGGAUAACCGCGCGGGUGAGAGGGUGGCCGUGGACGAUAGGAAGAAAAACCCCGCCGAUUUCGCGCUGUGGAAGGCGGCAAAGCCGGGUGAGCCGACGUGGGAUUCGCCGUGGGGCGCGGGUCGACCCGGUUGGCACAUCGAGUGCUCCGCAAUGAUCGACUCCAUCCUCGGAAAGAGCAUCGACAUCCACGGUGGAGGGCAGGAUCUGGUGUUCCCUCACCAUGAGAACGAGCUUGCGCAGAGUACGGCGUCGUGCCGGUGCUGCGCGACCGACGGGGACGAGCCGGAGGAACCGUUCGUGAGGUACUGGGUGCACAACGGUUUUGUCAAAGUUGACUCGGAGAAGAUGUCCAAGUCGCUGGGCAAUUUCUUCACCAUCCGCGAGGUGACGGAGAAAUACCAUCCCUUCGCGCUGAGGUGGAUGCUCCUCGGCACGCACUACAGGGCACCCAUCAACUACACCCAGAGGGCGCUCGAGGAGGCUUCGGACAGGCUCUACUACCUGUACCAGACCCUUGUCGACUCGAGGGUCGCUCUGACAGAGGCGGAGGCGUCGGCAACUGACGCAGAGGUCAAGGGAAAGCCCAAACCUCCCACGGGCGUGGCGGCGGAGGGCAUCGAGCUCGCUGUGGAGACCAAAGCUGCGGUGGCAUCGGCGCUCACGGAUGACCUCAAUACGCCCCUCGCGAUGGCCUCCCUGUCCUCGCCGCUCAAGACGCUGAACGAUCUUGUGUCCACGAAGAAGGGAAAGAAGGCCGUGGGAAGGAACGUUGCGCUCAGGGACCUGGUGAAGACCGUGGAAGAAACCCUCGAGGCGGUGGGACUGCCGCACGAGGGCGGUGAGGGGCUGCUGGAGGAGCUCAGGUUGCUGACUCUGGCUCGCGCCGGUCUGACUCAGGCGGAUGUCGACGAGGCUGUGGCAAAGAGGGCCGAGGCCAGGGCUGCCAAGGACUUCGCCGAGAGCGACCGAAUUAGGGACGAACUCGGCGCCAAGGGUGUGGCGCUGAUGGACGGCGGCAGCCAGGUGUGGAGACCCGCAACUGUCGUUAAUGAUACGUAGACCCUGAAAUGAGAGCCGAGCCAAGGAAAACCUC
This is a messenger RNA of Micromonas commoda, 1603 nucleotides long. Its product is annotated as cysteine-trna ligase. Bases 1 to 1569 code for a protein of 522 amino acids. Gene Ontology annotation, molecular function: cysteine-tRNA ligase activity; ATP binding. Gene Ontology annotation, biological process: cysteinyl-tRNA aminoacylation. NCBI's taxonomy places the organism in Eukaryota, Viridiplantae, Chlorophyta, Mamiellophyceae, Mamiellales, Mamiellaceae. Gene Ontology annotation, cellular component: cytoplasm. The record is from RefSeq and is a predicted model, not a curated record. The transcript has a single exon.